GCGGGCUGGGGGCGCGGGGGGCCGCGCGGCCGGCGCCAUGAACUUCUCCGAGGCCUUCAAGCUCUCCGGCCUGCUCUGCAAGUUCUCCCCGGACGGCAAGUACCUGGCUUCCUGCAUCCAGUACCGGCUGGUGGUCCGAGAUGUGCGCACGCUCCAAAUCCUGCAGCUGUACAGGUGCCUCGACCAGAUCCAGCACGUGGAGUGGUCGGCAGACUCGCUCUUCAUCCUGUGUGCCAUGUACAAGCGGGGCAUCGUGCAGGUGUGGUCCCUGGAGCAGCCCGAGUGGCACUGCAAAAUCGACGAGGGCUCGGCAGGGCUCGUGGCCUCGUGCUGGAGCCCCGACGGGCGACACAUCCUUAAUACGACCGAGUUCCACCUACGGGUCACCGUCUGGUCAUUGUGUACCAAGUGUGUGUCAUACAUCAAGUACCCCAAGGCCUGUCAGCAGGGCAUCACCUUCACCAGGGAUGGCCGCUACAUGGCCUUGGCUGAGCGGCGGGACUGCAAGGAUUACGUGAGCAUCUUCGUGUGCAGCGACUGGCAGCUCCUGAGGCACUUCGACACGGACACCCAGGACCUCGCGGGGAUCGAGUGGGCGCCCAACGGCUGCGUGCUGGCCGCGUGGGACACGUGCUUGGAGUACAAGAUCCUGCUCUACUCCCUGGACGGACGGCUGCUGUCAGCCUACUGCGCCUACGAGUGGUCCCUGGGCAUCAAGUCUGUGGCCUGGAGCCCCAGCAGCCAGUUCUUGGCGGUCGGCAGCUAUGACGGGAAGGUGCGCAUCCUUAAUCAUGUGACUUGGAAAAUGAUCACAGAGUUUGGGCACCCGGCGACGAUCAAUAAUUCCAAGAUAGUUGUUUAUAAAGAAGCCGAGACGAGCUCGCAGCUGGCACUGGGCCCCCUGCCGUUCCCACCGUCCAGGCCCCUCUCAGCCUCAGACAGCAAAUACAGCGUCGCUGCCAUGCCGGUUUCCUUGCAGACACUGAAGCCCGUCGCUGACCGGGCAAACCCCAGGAUCGGCGUGGGCAUGCUGGCUUUCAGCCCCGACAACUAUUUCCUGGCCACGAGGAACGACAACGUGCCCAACGCCGUGUGGGUCUGGGACAUCCAGAAGCUUCGGCUCUUCGUGGUGCUAGAACACCUGGCCCCCGUGCGUGCAUUCCAGUGGGACCCGCAACAGCCACGGCUGGCCAUCUGCACGGGUGGCUGCAGGGUGUACCUGUGGUCACGGGCCGGCUGUGUGUCCGUGCAGGUGCCUGUGGAAGGAGACUUUGCGGUGCUUUCUCUGAGCUGGCAUCUCAGUGGGGACUCGCUGGCACUCCUCAGCAAGGACCACUUCUGCCUCUGCUUCCUGGAGACGGAGGAGGGGUCAGCCCCAGCCCUUGGGCAGCGGGUCAGUCGCACGUGGGAUUGCGACUCGUAGGCAGUGCGGUCCUGGCCUGGGGAGCUGGCCAGCUGCAAGGUUCACUGGCAGCAUCUGGAUUCUAUUUUUUUAUAGUAUAGCAUUUUUGUAAAUACAUAGGCCUUCGCCAUUCUUUUAUUAUUUAAAAUAAAUAUUUCUGGUUUGUAA
This is a messenger RNA of Ochotona curzoniae (black-lipped pika), 1570 nucleotides long. RefSeq names its product WD repeat containing, antisense to TP73 (gene WRAP73). The coding region runs from base 38 to 1423 and encodes 461 amino acids. Gene Ontology annotation, molecular function: protein binding. Lineage: Eukaryota; Metazoa; Chordata; Mammalia; Lagomorpha; Ochotonidae. The record is from RefSeq and is a predicted model, not a curated record. The transcript is spliced from 12 exons. Gene Ontology annotation, biological process: mitotic sister chromatid segregation; protein localization to mitotic spindle pole body; microtubule anchoring at mitotic spindle pole body. Gene Ontology annotation, cellular component: microtubule organizing center; mitotic spindle; MWP complex.